Messenger RNA from Physeter macrocephalus (sperm whale), 2989 nucleotides. RefSeq names its product WNK lysine deficient protein kinase 4 (gene WNK4). The annotation marks the transcript as partial. Gene Ontology annotation, biological process: negative regulation of sodium ion transport; protein phosphorylation; monoatomic ion homeostasis. Gene Ontology annotation, molecular function: protein serine/threonine kinase activity; potassium channel inhibitor activity; ATP binding. The record is from RefSeq and is a predicted model, not a curated record. NCBI's taxonomy places the organism in Eukaryota, Metazoa, Chordata, Mammalia, Artiodactyla, Physeteridae. Gene Ontology annotation, cellular component: cytosol; cytoplasm. The transcript has 15 exons.
AUGCUGGCACCCCCGGCCCCAGAGACCGAGGUCUCCAUGUCCCAGGCGGAGGCCGACCUGGCCCUGCGGCCCGCGCCGCCUCUCGCCGCGGCGGGGCCGCCCCGCCUCGGGCCCCCUCGCCGGGCGCGCCGCUUCUCCGGGAAGGCUGAGCCUCGGCCGCGCUCCUCCCGUCUCAGCCGCCGCAGCUCAGUCGACUUGGGGCUGCUGAGCUCUUGGUCCCAGCCAACCUCACCGGUUCCGGAGCCUCCUGCUCCUCCGGACUCCGCUGGUUCCGGCCCCGCAAUGAGUCCACCGCCUAGCUCUGAAGAGCCCACUGAGGGCACGUGGACCGCCGGGGCCCCGGUGAAGGCCUCAGACUCCGAGCGUCCGGAACUCGCGGGCUCCGCAGGAGGGUCGGGGUCCCGGGAACCGCCGAGGAUCACCGAGGCGGCGGCCCGGGAGCGGCGGCGGGAGCAGGAGGAAAAGGAGGACACGGAGACUCAGGCUGUGGCAACGUCCCCGGACGGCCGAUACCUCAAGUUUGACAUCGAGAUUGGACGUGGCUCGUUCAAGACGGUGUAUCGAGGGCUGGACACCGACACCACGGUGGAGGUGGCCUGGUGUGAGCUGCAGACUCGGAAACUGUCUCGAACGGAGCGGCAGCGAUUCUCGGAGGAGGUGGAGAUGCUCAAGGGGCUGCAGCACCCCAACAUCGUCCGCUUCUACGACUCGUGGAAGUCGGUGCUGAGGGGCCAGGUUUGCAUCGUGCUGGUCACCGAACUCAUGACCUCGGGCACGCUCAAGACAUACCUGAGGCGGUUCCGCGAGAUGAAGCCUCGAGUCCUUCAGCGCUGGAGCCGCCAAAUCCUCCGGGGGCUCCAUUUCCUACACUCCCGGGUACCCCCCAUCCUGCACCGGGAUCUCAAGUGUGACAACGUCUUUAUCACGGGCCCUACAGGCUCCGUUAAGAUUGGGGACCUGGGCCUGGCCACGCUCAAACGCGCCUCCUUCGCCAAGAGCGUCAUCGGGACCCCGGAGUUCAUGGCCCCGGAGAUGUACGAGGAAAAAUACGAUGAGGCCGUGGACGUGUACGCGUUUGGCAUGUGCAUGCUGGAGAUGGCUACCUCGGAGUACCCUUACUCUGAGUGCCAGAAUGCCGCGCAAAUCUACCGCAAGGUCACUUCGGGCACAAAGCCGAACAGCUUCUACAAGGUGAAGAUGCCCGAGGUGAAGGAGAUUAUUGAAGGCUGCAUCCGCACGGAUAAGAACGAGAGGUUCACCAUCCAGGACCUUCUGGCUCACGCCUUCUUCCGCGAGGAGCGCGGCGUCCACGUGGAGCUGGCGGAGGAGGACGACGGAGAGAAGCCGGACCUCAAGCUCUGGCUGCGCAUGGAGGACGCGCGGAGAGGGGGGCGCCGCCGGGACAACCAGGCCAUUGAGUUCUUGUUCCAGCUGGGCCGGGACGCAGCCGAGGAGGUGGCGCAGGAGAUGGUGGCCCUGGGCUUAGUGUGCGAAGCUGAUUACCAGCCAGUGGCCCGUGCAGUGCGUGAACGGGUUGCUGCCAUCCAGCGAAAGCGUGAGAAGCUGCGCAAAGCUAAGGAGUUGGAGGCCUUCCCCCCAGCGCCAGGGCCCCUACCAGCAGCUGUCCCCAUGACUCCUGCUCCCUCCAGUGUCUUCCCCCCUGAACCCGAAGAGCCAGAGGCAGACCAGCACCAGCCCUUCCUCUUCCGCCAUGCCAGCUACUCAUCUACCACCUCGGAUUGCGAGACUGAUGGCUACCUCAGCUCCUCCGGCUUCCUGGAUUCCUCAGACCCUGCCCUUCAGCCCCCUAGGGGCGUGCCAUCCAGCCCCGCUGAGUCCCAUCUCUGCCUGCCCUCGGCUUUUGCCCUAUCCAUUCCACGUUCUGGCCCUGGCAAUGACUUUUCCCCUGGAGACAGCUAUGCCUCAGAUGCAGCAUCAGGCCUUAGUGACAUGGGAGAAGGGAUGGAACAGAUGAGGAGACCCCCAGGGAAAAACCUCCGGCGCAGACCCCGAUCCCGGCUUCGGGUCACAAGUGUCUCAGACCAGAAUGACAGAGUCGUUGAGUGCCAGCUACAGACGCACAACAGCAAGAUGGUGACCUUCCGAUUUGAUCUGGAUGGGGACAGCCCGGAAGAGAUUGCAGCUGCCAUGGUGUAUAACGAGUUCAUUCUGCCCUCGGAGCGAGCUGGAUUCCUGAACCGGAUUCGGGAGAUUAUCCAGCGAGUGGAGACCCUGUUGAAGAGAGAUACUGGCCCUGUGGAGGCUGCUGAAGACCCCCUGCGCCCCCAGGAGGAGCCAGCACCAUUGCCUGCCCUCCCAGGGUACCCCCCAGACCCAUCCAGUGCAGAGUUCCAGAGCAGCACCCUAGAGCAGGGGAGCUGGGCAGCCUUCUCCACCUCCCCAUCCUCUCCUGGAACCCCCUCAUCUCCUGGAAACCCCUUUUCUCCUGGAUCCCCUGCUUUCCCAAGUCCCAUCUUCCCCAUCACUUCUCCCCCAUGUCAUCCCAGCUCCUCCUCAUUCUCUCCAGUUUCUCCCCAGGUCUCCUCAAAUCUCUCUCCACACCCCCCCAGCUCCCCACUUCCAUUCUCCCCCAGUGCAUCCCAGUUUCCAGUCCCAUCUGCUCAGUUUCCAUUGAAUUCUCUGCUCCCCAGCUGUUCCCAGGUUACUCUUGCUCCUCCCUCCUUUCCCCCCUGUCCCUCUGCUUCUCCCCUGCCCUCCACCACAGCAGCCCCCCUGCUCUCUCUGGCUAGUGCGUUCUCACUGGCUGUGAUGACUGUGGCUCAGUCCCUGCUGUCCCCCUCCCCUGGGCUCCUUUCCCAGUCUCCUCCAGCUCCUCCUGGUCCCCUACCCAGCCUGCCCCCUCCAGCUCCCCUUGCUCCUUGUGGCCAGGAGAGGCCUUCACCUCUGACAGCUGAGAUGGAGAGUGAGGCCUCUCCAAAUCUUGGUUGGCCACUCCUGGGUGAAGCCAGACUGGCUCCCAUCUCUGAAG